Molecule: messenger RNA, 684 nt
Organism: Protopolystoma xenopodis
Lineage: Eukaryota; Metazoa; Platyhelminthes; Monogenea; Polystomatidea; Polystomatidae
Source: the annotation of a GenBank genome assembly
AUGCCACAAAAGGGGAGUUCUUUUCGAAGUUGCCUUUGUCAUGCCUCAUCCUACGGAGACGAGAUUGAUGCACUAGAAAAAACCUAUCUGAAACCCCCCGUCAAUUAUUGCUUCGAAGGCAGUGGUAGUGGUAGUCUCCAUCCUGGACAAAAUGCUGGCGCCAGCUGUUGUGUACGUGUUCAUAUCACGGGUAUCGAUGACAAUUUGGCUUAUGUAACUAGCACUUGUGAUAGGACAUUUAAGCCAUCUUCUCUACGCGCCUCAUCCUCAUUAGAUGCAAUUUCAUUAAGACAGCCGACUCCCCCAUUCUGGAUUCGAAGCUGUGCCGAUCAGUUGAUAAUGCUAACGAACGCAUCCACUUUCUCACCCUUUCUUGGUAUUGGUUCCAGUCCAUCCCCCCAAUGGAGUUUGCUACCCAAUUAUUGCCUCAUAAAUCCAGUUGCUGUUGAAUGGGAGGCUAGCGUACGUUACCAUUGGACAGGAAAAGUCGAUGCAGUUGGUGAAACUUUGCCUCCUGCACUUUUAGUAGGAGAUAUCGGCUCUAAUCUCUCCAUGACCUCGGUUCACGAUACUUCAAACAAAUCCAGCUCCCCCUUACUUUUCUCUUUCCCUACCAUUUCUGAUCCAAUCCCUCCUCUUAUUGCUUCAGGCGUAUCUUUUUCAGCGCUAAUGGCUAUAAAUUAA